CUUCAGCUCAGCAAUAUAGUACUGCUGUGUGUUUAAAUGCCCUCAGCCGCUUGUGGGACUCGGUAUGUCGUGGACAUGCUAGUUCAUGCGCACGUACACGCCCGGGCGCACGUGUCAGCACCUGAGCAAACCAUUGGCUUGUGAGAUGCUCAAGGCGUAUAUCACAGCUCGGGCGCUGGAAACCGGAGGCGAGCGCUAACUGUCGCAACUCGUGAGCUCGUAUACUCUUCGCCAACACACUUUCUGUAGCUGCCGCGUCUUCUCGUAGAGCACUCUGAGGAUAUAAAAUGAGUGGCCGCUUGAAAGUCUACAAAAGAGCAGAGCGAAGCUUGCCUCUCACUUCAGGGCCCUGCUGCAGCAGUAACCUGGCCACUAGCAUUAACCAAGUCAGUCACUUUUGUUAAAAAGCAAAUAGAAAGCUUCCAGCUCCCACUCAGCUCAGUCGCGUGCAAAUAUGCCACCUCACAACCGUGUUCUGGUCGCGCUUGCCGUCCUCCUUGUUUCUGGUGCCUAUGCUCAGCCUGGUCGCGGUGGUGGAGGUGGUGGCCCCGGUGGCCUCGGGGGCCCCGGCGGCCCGGGUGGCCCAGGAGGGCAGGGUGGGCAGGGCGGGCAGGGUGGCGGGCCCGGAGGCCUGAUGCCGGGCGGCAGCCCUGGCGAUAUAAUGCCCAGCGGUGGCGGAGGCGGAGGCGGUGGCGGCAACAACGCGGCCUGCCCAAACACCACCUCGGGCGUGGACACGGUGGAGGUGGCACGCAACUCUGACACGUACAAGAUGUUCUUCAGCGGCUGCCCCCAGUACUCGCCCUUCGGCCAGACCACAUCCAACACCCCCAGCUUCCAGAACACCUCCGUCACCUUCCGCGUGGCCCCCAUCAUUGCCGCCGCCCCAACCUACCACAGCCGCAUUAAGGCCGACGGCACCGCAAACCCCAACAUAAUGCUGGGACCCAUUGGCUAUGCUGUAAACGGCAUCCCCAUCUUCAAUGAUGCUGACGCCCUGGGCAGGGAUGCUAUUAUUUACGAGGGAGCCACACUUGAUAACUGCCGCGGCCACGCCGCUCCUGGCGGGCAGUACCACUACCAUAGCGAGCCCGGCAAAGGCUGCGUGUACGCGGACACUGCCGGUAAGCACUCGCCCCUGUACGGCAUCAUGCUGGACUCCAUCCCCAUCUACGGCGCGUACGGCGACAACGGCGUGGCCCCCACUGACCUGGACGAGUGCGGCGGCCACACGGAUGCCACCUACUCCUUCUACCACUACCACGUCACUGCGAACCUCGCCCCGCCUUACAUCACCCGCUGCUUCCGUGGCUGCAUGUCCACGAGCGCCGGCAGCUGCACCCCGGCUGCCACGCAGUACGACUACUCCCCGCUGGCCAUUACCUGGACGGCGCCCUUCCACGUGGCACACGAGGAUGAUGAAACCUCAAGUUCUGCCAGCGGCAGCAGCAGCGGCGGUGACAGUGGCACCUCCCCCGCUGCUAGCACCCCCGGACCGAAGCCCGCUGGCCCCCGCCCUGAGGGCAGCCCCGCUCCUGGCGCCAAGCCCGAGGGCAGCCCUGUGCGUGGCCCACAACCCGAGGACAGCGCCCCCGGCCCCCGGCCCGAGAACGGCCCUGCUCCUGGCCCUGAGCCCGGGGACAGCUCUGCGCGUAGCCCUGUGCCUGCAGGCGGUGCCCCCGGCCCCCGGCCUGAGGACGGCGGCGCUCCCGCAGGCGGCCCCGGCCCCAAGCCCUCGAUUGAGCCACGCAAGCCCGCUGCUUCUCCUAAGAUUAAGAGCCGCCCUUCUCCUCGGGCCCGGCCCAGCCCCCGGCCCGGCAAGCGCGGCCUCUCACGCCGGAUGAUUGAGGCAUAAGUUGUGUUGGACUUUGUGGACUGCUGCAAUACUUCAUGGGUGGGUUUUUGUGAUAUGGGAAGCUGAUGCUUCGGUCCGCAUCAUAGGUAGGCCACAUUGCACAUAUUUGCACACAUACACGCAUACACACUACCACAUCCUUUGUUCAUAUAAGGGUUCGCAUGUAGAGCACGCUCGGUACGACGACACGUAGCUCGAAGACAGCAAUGAUGCCAGCAUUUGACUGCCACGCAGUCGUAAUCGUGUGCAUGCGUUGUUGCACGGUUGUGGGCUGUUGCCCCACGCCAUGUUAGUUGAUGCUGUCGCACACAAGGUUGGGCACACCGCCGUACCCGUGUCAUGUGGGGCGGUUGUCGCCAGGUUUGGGGCAUUCAUUUCUCGCAGGGGUGCAUCUUGGGAUGGCGGCAUAGAUCAUACUUAU
This is a messenger RNA of Chlamydomonas reinhardtii, 2276 nucleotides long. RefSeq lists its product as uncharacterized. The record is from RefSeq and is a predicted model, not a curated record. The transcript is spliced from 5 exons. Lineage: Eukaryota; Viridiplantae; Chlorophyta; Chlorophyceae; Chlamydomonadales; Chlamydomonadaceae. Bases 455 to 1855 code for a protein of 466 amino acids.